CCUCCCUACCUUACUCUUAACUAUUCAUACAACCGGGCCGGAGAAUCCAAAAAUCCGGCCACGGCUCGGACGAGAACGGGACCAAUCCUGAUUUAACCACGCUUGGUCGAACCUCAUACUGCAGCUACCAGACAGCAUCCGUUUCCCUCGCAAUGGCUUCCCGAGUGCUUUUCCAACGCCGCACUCUCGCGCCAUUGGCCUCCCUCGCCCUCGGCGGCAUGGCUCUGGUCCCGGCCACCGUCAUGGCUGAAGAGCCCGUCAACCUCAGGAAGCCCAUCUACGACGAGUUCGAGGCCGAUCCUACCGUCGCCACGCUGCAGCCGCCUACCCCUUCGAGCGGCGCCGUCGAAAAGGCCGCGCACGAGAUCGUCGACAAGGUCGAAAAGGUCAAGAAGAACAGAGGCCCGACACCCACCGACCGCCUGGCCGUCGAGAUUGGCAAGGCCCGCAUGUUCUUGUACCGCUGCGCCGUGUCUGCCGAGGACAAGGUCAACGAGACCAUGGACUGCGCCUUUAACCUCGAGCAGUCGUUUACGUCGACGCUCGCGUCGCUAGCCCCUGCUCGCGAGUCGGGCGAGAAGCUCAUGCCCGGCGCCAUCUACGUCUUGGUUGCCGCCAUGGCCGGCAGCAUCAUCACUCGCAGGAGCAACAUCCUGCUGCGUGCCACGGCGCCGCUCGCCCUCGGUGUCGGUGCUGGCUGGACUGUCCUCCCCGUCACGAUGCGCAAUGUCUCGGACCUCACAUGGAAGUACGAGCAGCGCUUCCCUGCUGUUGCUGAUACGCAUCUUAAGAUCCGCGAUGGAUUGCUCAAGGGCGUCAGCUUCGCCAAGGUCCACACUCAGCUCGGCGUACGCUACGUCGAUGAAAAGGUCACAGAUGCCAGAGAAACCGUGGAGGGUUGGGUACAACAAGGAAAAUAGACUGUUGAAGAGAGAGGUAGCGGUGGUGAAAUAGCGGUGGGAGCUGUACGAUCAAAAACAUAGAGUCUUUACACUUUUUUACUUUAUUUUAUUUUGUCUCAUCUUAUGACAUAUCUAUAUGUUCAACGAAACACCAAAAAGUAGAGA
Molecule: messenger RNA, 1067 nt
Organism: [Torrubiella] hemipterigena
Lineage: Eukaryota; Fungi; Ascomycota; Sordariomycetes; Hypocreales; Clavicipitaceae
Source: the annotation of a GenBank genome assembly